ACAUAUAUAUAUAUAUAUAUAUACACGUCAACAUUUUUUCCCAAUAUAAAAAUACGGUGGCUCUUCACCACCACCAGUACAAAUGUUACGGAAAAUAUAUUCAGAAUAAGCUUAUCGAUCGAUCUCUUUGCUGUCCUCCCAUGACUACAGAAACGCUCAUCUUUCUUUUCCUGCUUUUCUCCCAAAGUUGCAAUGGAAGGGAUGCAAGUCCAUGCGCCCCUUCUUCAUGCGGCAAUGACCACAACAUUCGUUACCCUUUCCGAUUACGAACUGAUCCAAAUAAUUGCGGAGACCAUAGAUUUGAGCUUUCUUGUGAAAAUAAUUUCACUGUGUUAAAUUUAAACGGAGGAAGAUACUAUGUUCAGGCCAUCAAUUACGAUAACUUCACUGUCCGACUGGCGGAUGCCGGCGUCCAUCAAGAUGAUUGCUCCUCCUUUCCUCGUUUUCCUUUACCAAUGAUUAUUUUCAUCAAGUGCCCAAAUCCAGUGUACUCUCCCCUUUACGUGGACACCGCUCCUUGCGUUUUACGUGGAUUCAAUUCUUCUGUAUCUGCUUUGAAGAGGCACUACUCUUAUGUAAAUAUCGGAGACAUGAAGGCAUCCGAAUUGAUGGAGUCGUGCAGCGUGGAGAUGAUGAGUUUGUUUCCAGUUACGGCAAAGAAGAAUAUGUCCUUUAUUGAAAUUCACAGGGAACUUGUAUUUGGGUUUCAACUUUCCUGGCACAACAUCAAAUGUGAAAAGUGUCAUAGGUGCUAUCUGGACAGCAGAAACCGUUUUCGAUGCAUGAACACGAGGGUUGGAAUCAUCUACAUGAUAGGAGCGAUUUUGGAAGCCAUCUCGAUUUCUGGAGGAACGCUUCUUUUUUGGCUUCUUGUUGCAAGAUGCUUAUGUGGGACUCCAUGUGUGAUGGCAUUUAUCAUUUAUAAAUGGCAAAGGAGACAUUUAUCAGGAUACAAUACCAUUGAAGAAUUCCUUCAGAGUCACAAUAACCUCAUGCCAAUAAGAUAUUCUUAUUCAGACAUUAAAAAGAUAACAGGAGUUUUCAAGGAAAAGUUGGGAGAAGGAGGCUUUGGUUCUGUGUAUAAAGGAAAGCUUCGUAGUGGUCAAUUUGCUGCAGUAAAGAUAUUAAAUAAACCCAAAGAUGAUGGACAAGAUUUUAUCAAUGAAGUCGCUACAAUUGGGAAGAUUCACCAUGUUAAUGUGGUACAAUUGAUUGGUUUUUGUGCUGAGAGAUCAAAGCAAGCUCUUAUAUAUGAAUUCAUGUCUAAAGGAUCUCUUAAUAAUUAUAUUGAUUGUCAUAAAGGAUCCGUUUCCUUAAGUUGGGAAAAACUAUAUAAGAUAUCACUUGGAGUUGCUCAUGGCAUUGAAUAUCUACACCUAGGUUGUGACAUGCAAAUCCUUCAUUUUGACAUCAAACCUCACAAUAUUCUUCUUGAUGAAAAUUUCACUCCAAAGAUCUCUGAUUUUGGCCUUGCUAAAUUUUAUCCAACUAAGGGAAGCAUUGCAUCUCUUACAGCUAAAAGGGGAACAUUAGGAUAUAUGGCACCAGAGAUAUUCUACAAAAACAUUGGACGUGUCUCACAUAAGGCAGAUGUGUAUAGUUUUGGACAGUUGGUGUUAGAAGUUGCAGAUAGAGGGAAGAAAGUAAAUGGAUUUGCUGAAAGUUUAAGUGAAGUUUAUAGUCCAUUUCGGGUUUAUGACCAACUCUCUAGUGGAAAUUUACCAAUAGAAGAGACAGCAGAAGAGGAAAAUAUAAAAGCUCGGAAAAUGAUUAUAACAGGAUUAUGGUGCGUACAGUUUCAGCCUUCUGAUCGUCCAGCAAUGAACAAAGUUGUAGAGAUGCUUGAAGGAGAUAUUGAAAGCCUACAAAUGCCUCCUAGGCCUGUUCUAUUUCCUGCAGAUUCAGUGACUACAGAAUUGAAAAGCCUGGCUGAAAAUCCAAGUCAAGGGACCUUAGGAAAUAUUCUGCUCAGUGUGACGGGGGAAGGCUAACAUACCACUCAUUAAAAGAGCAGUCUUCCAUUUCAAAUGAUGGAACAGUAAUCUUCUUCCUCUUGUAUCCUUUAAAAUUGCUCUAAACACUAGAGUUAAUUGAUGAAUUGAUGAUAGUUUGUAAUAAUUCUAUGUUUAAAUUGCAAGUGAUCGCUACUUAUAUUUGCAUCA
This is a messenger RNA of Hevea brasiliensis (rubber tree), 2162 nucleotides long. Its product is annotated as rust resistance kinase Lr10-like. Gene Ontology annotation, molecular function: ATP binding; polysaccharide binding; protein kinase activity. The transcript is spliced from 5 exons. Bases 141 to 1991 code for a protein of 616 amino acids. Lineage: Eukaryota; Viridiplantae; Streptophyta; Magnoliopsida; Malpighiales; Euphorbiaceae. Gene Ontology annotation, biological process: protein phosphorylation. The record is from RefSeq and is a predicted model, not a curated record.